This is a messenger RNA of Linum trigynum, 4293 nucleotides long. Lineage: Eukaryota; Viridiplantae; Streptophyta; Magnoliopsida; Malpighiales; Linaceae. The record is from the annotation of a GenBank genome assembly.
GCUAUAUAGCAUUGUAUUGUCAAAAAAAAAAAAAACUAUAUAGCAUUGUAAAAUUCCUCAUACUGGUGAUAUAAGUUUUUUUUUAUUAUUAUUAGGGUACUGCUUAAGUUAUUCGAACUUGAGACCUUCAGAUUCUAGACUAGUGGUAUUACCACUAGGCUAAACCAUUGUUCGUUUAGAUUGUGUUUUAGUUGUAAUCCCACAAAAGUUAAUUUUGAGUGAUUUGUUAGCAAUUUCUACUUUUUGUUGAGAUUGAUAAUCCCUAAAAUUUGAGUGAUUGUGCUAGGUCCCCUAAAAAGUUAAUACAUGUAUUCUAGUUCAAUAUAAGCCAAAAAAAAAUGACUGAAUCUCACAAAUACAUAAUUAGCGCAAUACACCAUAGUCUUUUUUCUAGUUGGAGAUCCCUGAUCUCAUAGCUACUAACAGAGUGAUGAGCCAAAGCAGCAGCGGCUGAAGAUUUGCUGAUGAAGUCAUGAACACGAAAUUGAUGUUGCUAAGCAAGAACUGCAACUGAAGAUUUCCAGUCCCGAAGAAACGACGGCGUUGUGGUCUAAUAGGCUAAGAUGCGUUUGGUCCAGAACGGAGUCGUUUCCUUGAAAGAAGAUGAAGACAGGCCGAAACGGCGUCGUCUCUCUUAGUUCGUUGAUAGCUGUAGUUAAGUACUGUGUAUAGGACACUUGGCGUUUUGUCACUGGUUCAUUUGAUUAGUUAGUUUAUCAUUACUGUUGAUUAGCCAUUAGGAUUAACAGAGGAGUGUACAGGCUUUGUAUAUAAAUGAGAAAUACAGAAAAAAAAGCUCUCAAAAGUUUUUGAGAUCCUUCACCAAAACCCUAGCCGUUUUGUAUUUCUUCUCAGCUACCGUUAGCAUACUGUAAAACUCUUUCAACUUUUGUUUUGAUGGAUUAUCAUGGAUGCUUAAUUAUCUGUUUCAACAUUUUUUUUUUAAUAAUGAAUGCAUCGGUUUUGAUUUUCAAUCGUUAAAUAAGUAAGUGGAUAGAAUGUUAACACCCUAUAAUCAUAUUAUCAUAGAAAUACUUUUUUUUUCCAAAGUUAUCCCGAAAGGGAAGCAGCGAAGAUACGACAAAAUACAAGGCCUCCUAAGACCAGGCUAGGAAAAUUAAAUAAAUAAAACACGAUGAUCGACAAGUGUCUGCACCAUCGCUCCAAGGGCUUGUCUUGCCACGAAAUGGGCAGCCCUAUUAUACCUACGGGGAACGAAAUGGAACGUAGCACGAAGGAAAGAAGCCCGCAACACCUGAAUCUCUUGCAUGAGAGCUCCACCCACCGCGUGCGACGAGUCCUUCGCAUUAAUCAUCCGAAUGAUCACCUGCGCAUCCCCACAAAACAAAACAUUAGUGAACGAGUGAGCCAUGCACCAACGUAAGGAGUCGCGAAGGGCCAGGAGCCCCAAGCGAAUAUAGAGGUAUUCGCCUAUGUAAAGCCAACAAAACCAAUGGCACAUCCGACCAAGCAAGCAAAUUGUAAAUGAAUUUAAUUAUUAGGAAUGAGUUGAAAAGGUAGAAUUUUCCACCCAAAAUGAAGAAAGUAAAACGACCGGAGCUGACAGGAUCAAAAAGCAAAAACGACAACCAUUUAUUUUCCUAGUACUAAUGGGGAAAGGAAAAACUCCCCUUAAAAGAUCCAUCACAGAAUCGCGUCCGUACGCGUUAAUACAAAUUCCCGCCGUUGGCCUUCAACUGUUGUCGAGAGUUCUUCCACAAGCCCUAUAUUGUAAGCUUUACACAAGCCCUAAUUAACGAAGAUAACGUAAUGGCGGCGGCCGCCGAGUACUCGAAGCAACCCAAUCGGAGCGACCAUCGUGGUCUUCAGGAGGAAAUCAUCAUCAUCGGCGGCAGCAGGUUCGACGAUCUUCCCGACCACAUUCUGCACGACAUCCUCAGCUCCCUCGACAUCAAGUUCGCCGUUCGAACCAGCUCGCUGUCGAGGAGAUGGAGGAACACGUGGAAACACAUCUCCGUCCUCAACCUCUCCACGGCGGAGUACACGCGGCGGAGUUUCGGGCCAUCUAUUCGCAAGACUCUCCAAUCUCUCUCGUUCACUGCUGCCAGCAUCACCCGGGCGGCGGCCGACAACGGGCUCGGGCUCGAUUUCAUCGUGGGCCACAUUGGGCUGAAUCAGUCUCUCGAGACUCUCAGGCUGGAGGCAUUUCCCCUCAACACUAGUACUGUUGUUGAAACUGGCUUCCACCUGCUGACCACGUUGGAACUGCGCCGCUGCAAGUUCUACAGCGUUGAGUUGCCUUCGUUGGAGAAUCUCCCCGGCCUGAAACGCUUGAAGCUGGUCGAUUGCAAAUCGUACUAUCCCGUGACGGUGUCGGUUCCCCGCCGACUGCUGGAAUUGGAGAUCCGGCUUUGUUAUUUCGAUGGCUUGAAUCUCGUCGGCGUGAUUGCUCCGAAGCUCGAAACGUUUCGAUUCUCGGGUUACCUGACUCAAUUGGAGCGGCUCGAUCGGUUCGACCUCCCUUCCCUCGACCAUGCUAGCAUCGGGAUCGUCUGGAUCGAGGCGCUAGCCCUGUACGGGCGCUCGCCUACGAGGAUGAUGGAAGAAGGUAAUCGUAUUUAUGGAAACCACGGCGAGACGACGGGGAAACUGAAUCGUGCGUUUGAGAACUUCCUACUUGGUCUGCAUAAUGCAAAGUCUCUCCAUCUGAAUUUUUUCAAGGUAUGUAUGUGUUUUAAGGUUUGGUGAAUAUGUAGGGUUAAGAUAAUUUUUUUAUGAACUUUUAGGGUUUAGCCUAGUCAAAUUGGGUCUUUAAUUCAUGCCCAUAUGUACGCUUUUGAUUCUGUUUUGUCUCGACAGUUGGAAAGUACGAUCCGGUGUAACCUACUCAAAUGCCCUCAUGCCGUAGCAAAAUUGUUAAUGGUGGACAAAGUUUCUCCGUUCACAAAGUUGGAGACUCUGAGGAUUCAAUAUUCACAUGAAUCGCCGAUUAUGGACGAUAAAGUGUUCCUAUAUCAGUUUAAAAUCCCUCGUGUUGCUGAAGAAAAUAUAUGCUCGGAGUACGUAAUUGAGAAGAUUUGCUGAUACUGAAGGCUCUCAGUCGUGAUGCAAACAUGGUAAGGAUGGCAGUAUGGGUCCUCUUUUCCUGGAAUUUUAACCUAAAAUUGUGUUCCCGUGAUGGAGUUUCAAAUUUCAAUCAUCAUGGAUUUGUUUUGAUUUGUAGAUAAUUUUUGCAUAACCGAUGGGGGAAAAUCUGUAACCGUGGAUAUCCGUUCGAAUCCGACCUAAUUGGGUAGUGUAAUACUCGAACUCGAAGGACUUUUAGUGAGUACGGGUAAGACUCGAACUCGAAUAUUGCAGGUAAUGGGUGCCCAUAAUUUUCUCACUAUCCAACACGAACUCCCCCGAUUAUAACAUCCACUAGUACUAAUUCCUAUAAUCAGGCACAAUCCUUUUAGUAAAAAAAAUCCUUCCAAAAGCUUUAGCAAACCCUACCUCAAAGUAAGGUAAUGGCGACAGAGAGUGAACCGAAGCAACUCAAAUCGAGUCGUCACCACCACCAAAACGGAGCAACCAUCGACAGCAGAUUCGACGAUCUUCCGGACCACAUUCUACACCACGUCGUCUCCUUCCUCGACACCAAACCCGCCCGUUCGGACCAGCGCGCUGUCGAGGAGAUGGAAGAACAUAUGGAAAGACGGAAUCUCUUGUUUCAGGCUGCGCUUCACUGCUUAUGAAGUUUGCGACAGGGAAAUAUAAAUUCGUUGCUGAAGACCCUUUUUGGUGAUCAAAUUGUAAGAUCGUCGCAAAAACACCUCUAUUCCCGUGAAAAUGAGCGGAUGGUGGUUUUCGCGACGAUGAUAUUGAUAGUCCUUUCCUCGCCCGUUCUAUAAUCGUCGUCCCUGCAGAAAAGCAUAGAGCGCAGAAACCAUGUAUGGGAUCAUACAUAAAAACUGAUUUAAUGAAGCCAAUGUGUAAAGAAAUCGUAUCGAAUUGUGGCUCGUAUCUUAUGUGGCUCGUAAUUAGAAAUGGUAAUGAGGCAGGUUCGGGGCGGAUAUCUCAAUUUGAUACUCAUAUCCACUUCCAUCACAGGUCGGAUCCAAGUCGGGUAAUUCAUCACAGGGCGUGGGUUGGGACAGAUCGACUCAAUGAUGGGUAUGUAGUGGAAAAUGAAAACAUUAGAAAUAUUCAUUUUUUUUCAUUAAAAAUCCAAGAAGCUAACUAAAAUAUUAUAAACUUAGUUAAGUUAUUCAAAAAAAUUAGAUUCUCGCCUAUUUACAACUUUAUCAGAGCUACAAUACGAGAUAAUAAAAGUAAAAUUAUAAGUAAUUU